Molecule: messenger RNA, 2591 nt
Organism: Octopus bimaculoides (California two-spot octopus)
Lineage: Eukaryota; Metazoa; Mollusca; Cephalopoda; Octopoda; Octopodidae
Product: neuronal acetylcholine receptor subunit alpha-7
Biological process (GO): monoatomic ion transmembrane transport
Cellular component (GO): postsynaptic membrane
Molecular function (GO): acetylcholine-gated monoatomic cation-selective channel activity; transmembrane signaling receptor activity
Source: RefSeq, a predicted model, not a curated record
UCUACAACAAAACAGAAAGAUAUAUUAGAAAAAAAUUAAACUGGAAUCGAUAAAUGAAAUUGAAGCAUUUCGGGUGAGAUUAAAUAUAUAUCGGGUUAUCCACAUCGAAAACGGUUAGCCACAAGCACCAACAAGAUUCCAAAUCGACAGUGGUAAAAGACUGCACACCAAAAUGAAUAAGCGACAACAUCUUGGCCAUGAUGGCGAAGGCUUUCGGCGGGCUAAUAUUUGAUCACUGUUAUUAUCACUCGAUACUAAACAACCAAAGCAUAGAGAAGAAGAAAGACGAAAUUUAUAUUCGAAUCAAGCGUCCAGUGAUUGAUUAUUAAUCUGGUAUUUUUUGAUCCUGACAAAUUAGAAAUCGAUACACAGUAUCCAAAUAAAAGAGAGGAAAAACAAAUGCAAAUAUCCACUGACACAAACAUACACAUACACACAUAGGUACACAGACACUCACACACACACAUACACACACACGGACUCACGAACUCAAGAAAGACUAAAGUAAUAAAUAAGUGCAAAAAUAAUAAAUAGAACCGAACAAAUAGAAAAUAAGGAAGAGAUAUAAAUCAACACUGGAAUUGGUAGGUCCACAUAAAUUAUGAUAAUCUUGAAAUAUUAAACUGGUUAUUAGUUCUUGUCUAGUUUAUUUUUGCAUUCGUCACCAUAGUGGAAAGUACGACAGCGAAGAAGUCACUGACGAAAUAACAUUUCACGAUAUUUAGGAGAAACAACACGAUUAGGUUGCAGUCGGUCUGAUAUUCGGGAUUGUACAAAUUAAACAGAUGUUGUGUCAUAAUCUGCCAUAUUUUCUUUAAGGCUACCAGUAACAGAUUACACUACAACAUUCUUUGAGUCCUUCAGACUACAGCUGCAUCAACAGGAUGACGCAGAUUUAUAUGUGGAUUUUACCAUUAUUUACUUAUCUCAUCUUACCCAAAGGAAGUCUUCAGAGUGCCGAGGAACGGAGGCUACUGGAAACACUUUUUGCUUCCUACAACCCUCUUGAACGUCCCGUUGCCAACCAUACAGACACUCUAUUGGUUCUUUUUGGAAUUACGUUACAACAGAUCAUCGAUGUUGAUGAGAAAAACCAGAACCUUGCAUCAAAUCUCUGGUUAAAUAUAAAAUGGAACGAUACAAAUUUGGUUUGGAACCCCGAAGACUUUGGAAAUAUCACGCUUAUUCGAUUGCCGCCGAAAAAAUUAUGGAAACCUGAUAUAUUAAUGUACAACAGUGCUAACGAAGUGUUUGAUGCCACAUACCCGACAAACGUUCUGGUCUCUUACAAUGGAUUUUGUCACUGGGUACCUCCUGGUAUGUUCAAGAGUACAUGUCAGAUUGACAUCGCCUGGUUUCCCUUUGAUGAUCAGAAGUGUACACUCAAAUUUGGUUCGUGGACCCACGAUGGGCGUUACCUUGAUCUUCAGCUUGAUGGAGACGGUAACGGAGAUACGUCAAGUUUUAUAAGAAAUGGAGAAUGGAAGUUAAUAGCUGUCCCCGGCUCGCGUAACGUUGUUAAAUACGAUUGUUGUCCACAAAUUUACUUGGAUGCAACUUAUACAAUUCAUAUUCGUCGUCGAACUCUAUAUUAUGGCUUCAACAUCAUCAUACCGUGUGUGCUUAUUUCUGCACUGUCUCUGUUAUUAUUUAUCCUUCCACCGGACGCUGGAGAGAAAAUAUCAUUAGGAGUAACAAUCCUUCUGUCUCUCAUGGUGUUCUUAUUACUGGUAGCCGAGACAAUGCCUCCCACGUCUGAUGCUGUGCCACUCAUAGGUGUAUAUUUUGCUUGUAUAAUGGUUACGUGUUCGGUUUCUGUGGUCCUAACAGUAUGGGUACUGAACUACCACCAUCGAAGUCCAGAAACGCACACAAUGCCCGAUUGGGUGAGAAAAGGCAUCUGUGGGUGGUUGGCCUGUGUUCUUCGUAUGAGUCGACCUGGAGUAGAGCGUUUGCGCCCCUUGAAGAAACACACCGUCCAGAACUGUCGUGCUCAAGAACUACGAUUGAUCGAAAAGUCAACACGAAGCUUGCUAGCCAACACCGUGGACAUUGAAGAUGAUUUUAAACAUGACAGUAACCCGAACGGUGGCGUCAAACCACCACUCCCGGUUAUCACCGACGCUUCUGGGCGCGGAGAGUUAAUAACAAUACUUAAAGAAGUUCAGAAAAUAACGAAGAAAUACAAAGACGACGAAGAUGACGAAGAGAUCAAAGGCGAUUGGAAAUUUGCAGCUAUGGUCAUUGAUCGUCUGUGCUUUAUCAUUUGUGGUCUAUUCACCAUGCUGUCCACUAUUAUAAUACUUACGUCCGCACCACACGUCUUUGCAUAGACGGACUGCCAACUUGUGGUGGAAAAAAAAAAAAAGAAUUAACAACUCUUUGUAGAUAUUGUGACGAACUGAACAAUAGAUAGAAAGGAACAUUUUAAACAUUUCACCGGUAUAAUAAUAAAAAAGAAAGAAGUAUGCAUUUGUAUGCGAGAAGGAGAGAGAGAAAGAGAGGAAGAAAGAAAGAUAGGCGAAAAGAAAUGAAGAAAGAACAAAAGCGAGUUAGAAAGAAGUAAUGCAGAAUGACGGGAAAAGAGAAAU